Molecule: messenger RNA, 3828 nt
Organism: Menidia menidia (Atlantic silverside)
Lineage: Eukaryota; Metazoa; Chordata; Actinopteri; Atheriniformes; Atherinopsidae
Source: the annotation of a GenBank genome assembly
UUGACUGGUCAGCCGCAGGUGCUACAGACUCUGAGACUCUCCUGCAGCCAUGGCCCAACAGAGCGCUGAGCUGUCCCACUGCUAGGCGACGGGACAUCCGAGAGGGCAGGAGACAUGUUGGGACAGAAGCCCGGGGACCACUGCACUGAAUUCUGUUACUAUAGCUACUACUGUAGUAACCAUGGAAAUGCUACGGAGGACUGGACUGGUCUGCAUGGUCAUCGUUGUCAUGGUUCCCACCGAGGCCGCACGAGGUCACAGAGAUGAGAUUGCUCGGUCACAAGCUGCUUUCCUGUCCACCCUAGGCCAGUAUGAGAUCGCCAUCCCUGUGCGUGUAGGACCUAAUGGCGAGAUGCUCGAUGCAGGGCAUACUCAGUACCACCAAAGAAGACGGCGCAGCUCUGAAGACAGGCUGCCUGACUCUCUCUUCUACCAACUUUCCACUUCACAAAACAACUUCCUGCUGAACUUGACGCUGCAGGGAGGGCUGCUAUCCCGCCAGUUCAGGGUGGAGUUCUGGAAGAGGGGUCGAUUAGCCUGGAGUCACCCUUACUCUCCCCACUGCCACUACACAGGACACCUCCAAGACCAACCGCACUCCAGCAAAGUGGCCCUGAGCAACUGUAAUGGCCUGCAAGGGGUGAUUGUUGCAGGAGGAGAGGAGUACCUGAUUGAACCCCUUGUCUCACCAGAUAACCAAACAAGCGCGGAGAGUGGGGAGAGAACAGAGGGGCGCCCCCAUGUGGUUUACAAGAGGUCGUCGCUCCGCCAUCAGUACAAGGGCCGAUCCUGUGGGGUCAUUGAUGAGAAGCCAAUGAAAGGUGCGUCGUGGUGGCAGCGGACUUUGAAGACGCCUCCGCAUCACGUUGGCCGCAGCCAGCUGCCUCUGAAACGCUCAGUUAGCCAGGAGCGCUACGUGGAGACUCUGGUGGUAGCUGACAAGAUGAUGGUGGGUUACCACGGCCGCAGAGACAUCGAGCAGUACAUCCUGGCUGUCAUGAAUAUUGUUGCCAAACUGUUCCAGGAUUCUAGCCUGGGGAAUGCAGUCAACAUUGUGGUGACACGGCUCAUCCUGCUCAUGGAAGACCAGCCAACACUGGAGAUCAACCAUCACGCCGGGAAGUCUUUAGACAGCUUCUGCAAGUGGCAGAAAAGCAUCCAGCACCGGAGCAGCUAUGGGAACGCCAUACCAGACAAUGGCAUCGCUCACCAUGAUACAGCUGUGCUCAUCACCAGGUAUGACAUCUGCAUCCAAAAAAAUAAGCCCUGUGAAACUUUAGGUCUGGCUCCAGUAGGAGGGAUGUGUGAGCCAGAGAGGAGCUGCAGCAUCAAUGAGGACAUUGGUCUGGGAACAGCCUUCACUAUAGCCCAUGAGAUCGGACACACGUUUGGGAUGAAUCAUGACGGUAUCGGGAACGCCUGUGGGCCUCGCAGCCAGGAGACCGCCAAGCUGAUGGCUGACCACAUCACCAUGAAGACAAACCCAUUCAUCUGGUCCGCCUGCAGUCGGGAUUACAUCACCAGCUUCCUGGACUCAGGAAUGGGUUCUUGUCUGAACAACGUGCCUCCAAAGCAGGAGUUUGAGUACCCCACCACAGCUCCAGGUCAAGCCUACGAUGCAGACGAGCAGUGCCGCUUCCAGUACGGCAUCAGAUCCCGGCAGUGUAAAUAUGCGGAAGUGUGCAGUGAACUCUGGUGCAUGAGUAAGAGCAACCGCUGCAUCACCAGCAGCAUUCCUGCUGCAGAGGGAACCAUCUGUCAGACCAACACCAUAGAGAAAGGGUGGUGUUACAAGAGGAUGUGUGUGGCAUAUGGGACUCGUCCAGAGGGUGUGGAUGGAAGCUGGGGUCUGUGGUCACCAUGGGGGGAGUGCAGCAGGACCUGUGGGGGCGGAGUCUCAUCAUCUGUUAGACACUGUGACAGCCCAAGGCCAACCAUCGGUGGAAAAUACUGUCUUGGGGAAAGAAAACGCUUCAGAUCGUGUAAUAUAGAUGAGUGCCCUGCAGGUUCUCGAGAUUUCCGAGAGAUCCAGUGCUCCAACUUUGAUAGCAGCCCUUUUCGGGGAAAAUUUUACACCUGGAAGCCUUACAGAGGAGGUGGAGUGAAGACCUGCUCUCUCAACUGCCUCGCCGAAGGAUACAACUUCUACACCGAGCGCGCCCCGGCGGUGGUGGACGGCACCCUGUGCCGGGACAACUCUCUGGAUGUGUGCGUGAACGGAGAGUGUAAGCAUGUAGGCUGUGAUCGCAUACUGGGCUCCGACGUACGAGAGGACCGCUGCCGGAUCUGCGGGGGUGACGGGAGCAGCUGUGUCUCUGUGGAGGGGAUCUUCAAUGAUUCGCUGCCUGAAGGAGGUUAUGAGGAGGUUGCCAGGAUUCCCAAAGGAUCAGUGUUCAUCCACAUACAAGAGCUCAACAUCUCCCUCAACUACCUUGUGCUGAAAAGUAAAAGUGACCAGUAUUUCAUCAACGGGAAACUGAGCAUCGACACGCCUCGCAGGUUCCACAUCGCCGGCACCACUUUCCACUACAGACGCCCCACUGACGGCCCCGAAACCCUCGAAGCUCUGGGGCCCACAAAUAUCACCCUUGUCGUCAUGGUGCUGGUGAGGGAAGAGAACCCGGGGAUCCACUACCGCUUUAAUCCGCCCCUCAACAGGGAUCCCCUCAGCAGCUUUGGCUGGCACUACACCUCCUGGUCACGCUGCUCAGCUCUGUGUGCUGGAGGUGUGCAGACCCAGCAGGUGGUGUGCAAGCGGCAGACGGAUAACUCAGUUGUCUACAAUAACUUCUGUGACAAAAAGAACAGGCCGAAAGACAAGAUGAGAGCCUGCAACACUGAGCCGUGCUCCCCCACAUGGUGGAUGGGAGAGUGGUCGGAGUGCAGCCGCAGCUGUAACGGCGGCCUGCGCACUCGGGAGGUGUUAUGCAAAAGGAGGAUCUCUGUGACAGAAGAGAAAGUCCUGGAUGACUCGGCCUGCACCCCCCCUCGCCCUUCGCUCACUGAGCCCUGCAACAACCACAGCUGCCCCCCCGAAUGGCUGGCUCUGGAUUGGUCCGAGUGUACACCCAGCUGUGGUCCCGGCUACAGGCAUCGUGUGGUAUUGUGUAAAAGUGGAGAGAGCAGUGAUACUUUGCCCGAUUCAAAAUGCCCAAAACAUGGCCGACCCACCUCCAGGGUGCGUUGUAAUCUGCAACGCUGCCCUCCCCCUCAGUGGGUGAUGGGUCCAUGGGGAGAGUGUUCUGCCAAGUGUGGUCUGGGUCAGGAGAUGCGUUCAGUGCAGUGUCUGACGCACACCGGCCAGCCAUCCAAUGAGUGUCUGGAACAUCAGCGGCCUGCAGCCAUGCAGCAGUGCAAGAGCAAAUGUGACCUCAGUCUGCCCAUCAGUACAGACAACCCUGAAGGUCAGAGGGCAAAUUUCACUCCUGAGUGUAAAGAUGUGAACACUGUGGCCUACUGCCCCCUGGUGCUCAGGUUCAAGUUCUGCAGCCGGCCAUAUUUCAGACAAAUGUGCUGCAAGACCUGCCAGGGCCACUGACACCACGAAACUCCCAGCAGCCGCCCGGGGGUCCUGUUCUCCGGCAGAGGAGACCUGAGCGCGCUGAGCCUCAGAACAGUGUUUCCGUCAAGAGGAGAGCGUGGGACCCGGCGGGGACGCUGUCACACUGACGCCUGGUCCUGCAGCUGGCCAGAGGGACCUUUUUUCUUCACCCAGAAUCCAGAUCAUACAUCUCUGGGGCGAAGCAGUAUGAGCUGAGUUUAAACAUUCCACUGGAGGGGUCGACGGGGUGGGAGGGGGUGCUAAAACCUGGAUAGGCAGAGAGAGGA